This is a messenger RNA of Topomyia yanbarensis, 4199 nucleotides long. RefSeq names its product Krueppel-like factor luna. The record is from RefSeq and is a predicted model, not a curated record. Gene Ontology annotation, molecular function: RNA polymerase II cis-regulatory region sequence-specific DNA binding; DNA-binding transcription factor activity, RNA polymerase II-specific. The transcript has 3 exons. Bases 10 to 1056 code for a protein of 348 amino acids. Gene Ontology annotation, biological process: regulation of transcription by RNA polymerase II. Lineage: Eukaryota; Metazoa; Arthropoda; Insecta; Diptera; Culicidae.
UGCUACGAAAUGGAACGAUACCUGAAGGACGAGCCAAAACUGCAGACUUACAAAAAGCUACCCGCAGAUUUGGACACACCAUGGGACCUGUUCGCUGCGCCCGGGCCGAUAGCGGGCUGGAAAGUAGAAGUAGAUUCCUACUGUAUAGAAGAGCUAAACCUAAAUGAUAGAAAUUCAGACUCACACUCGAGCUCGUCAUCCUCCUCCUCCUCAUCUUCGUCACCCUGUUCCGGAUCGUGGGACAGCAGCUCAACGCUGAGCUGUGCAGUGGUGGUGAAAAAAGAGCGCCUCGAUCCAGACGACGACGAUGGUAACAAUUCCGACAGUUAUGACGAGCAGAGUGAAAAGUUUGGUAAAAUCUCCGUGCACCACCAUCAUCACCACCAUCCACAGAAUGCGAUCGAGCUAAGGCUAGUGGCACGAGCAACGACCUCCGACCUGUUACCAACGUUAACACCUCCCUCCUCACCGGAAUCACAUCUUAGUAUAGGCAGUAAGGGCAGUACCACGUUAGCGGCGACUGUUAAAACCGAACCCGAAAUUGCACUGCUAGAUCAUCAGGGUAUUCUGAGGGUAUCGACAGGAACGCACAUACCACGGAAUGCGAUCGUCCGAUUGACGACGUCCAGUAGCAAAGGUGGUGUUGGGUUAACGCGAGUGAUACAGGUCAGUCCUCAGUUGCAAGCUGCCAUCACUCAGCGGAGUUCGACGUCGUCGUCGAGUGCACCAUUUUCAUCAGUGACCAGCUCGAAACAUCACCAACGGCAACACGAUCACAGUCCGGACUCGAAACGACGGAUACACAAGUGUCAAUUCCUCGGAUGCAAGAAAGUCUACACCAAGAGCUCGCAUCUGAAGGCGCACCAGCGAACGCAUACAGGCGAGAAACCCUACAAAUGCUCCUGGGAAGGAUGCGAGUGGCGAUUUGCCCGCAGCGAUGAACUAACUCGCCACUACCGGAAGCACACCGGGGCGAAACCAUUCAAAUGCCGGCACUGCGAUCGUUGCUUUUCCCGUUCGGACCAUUUGGCGCUGCAUAUGAAACGUCAUGCAUAAACCGAAGGGAACUGGGAUAUGCCAUCGGCGUCUGAUUGAAUGAGCUUGUACCAUCGCGCAAUGUCACACACUCAACGCACAGACACAAACACGCCCAUGGAAACACACACGCGCGCGCAUUGGAAGAAAAAAGCUAUCAUCUCGUUGAGAUGAUUACGUUUGAGAAUGGAUUUUUGCUAAACUAGCAAACAUUUGAAUGCACUACUAAAGAGGUCAGAAUAGACAUCCGCCACCACCAACAUCAUCAUCAUCAUCAUCAUCAUUAUCAUAAUCAUCAUCGACAACAAUAUCCUCUCCCCCGCAGUCUCGCAAUCGUCCCCGAAUAAACACAUCAUUAUCUAGAAAAGUUUUCUCAUUAGGCUAUUAAAGCUAUGUAUUUUACACCAGGACGUAAGUUGAUAUAGGAAUGCGAGUGAGACCAUGACGGGAGCAGAGUGCAAUCCAGUUUAACAGCAUAAAUUAACGAUUAUAAAGUUGCACAUUUAUGAAUUCCAAACGUUUUCGAACAACCAAAAUUUAAGUAUUUGGCAUUAGUAUCGGUAAGAGAAAAUUGUUAUAUAAGCAGUAAUUUCUCAUUGUAUUUUGCUUAGUUUGUAAGAAUCAUCUCACCUCACCCCUGUGGCUUUAUUACCACACGUUUACCACAUCAGCAUUCAUGGGGAGAGUUCUCCGAUAGAUUUAGGAAUCAUGUUGUUUUAAAUAUUUUAUUUUGUUAAUGUCGGAAAUUACACUAUUGUCAGGGUACAAUACACAAAGUUUUACCGAAUGUGGCCAUUUUAGACUGUAGUUCAUUGAUUUGUUUUUGUUCGUUAAGGUAUUUUAAUUGAUAUGUUAUCACGAAAUCGAUUAGUUCUUAUUUUCAGGACAUAAGCAAAGCGAAUGGAAAGCAGAAACGAUCACACAAAACAAAAGGAAAACCAUCACUGCCAAAACAUAAAUACUAGUGACUAUUUGAUUAGGAUUAAAAGGAAGGUAUUCAGCUUUGCUAUUUCUGCUUUAUAAAUUUCUGUUCUUAACUCCCCAUUAUCUUGUGUUUGUUGUUCAUGUCUAUAUAGAAACACGAAAACAUAUCCUGCCUUUGAAUUGUAUCAUUCUUAAUGUUAUAGUAGAAGAUUGUAUCAUAUAGCACGUAAAGCAGUGUCAUUUGGCGGCUCAAAAAUAUUUGUUUCACCUGUUUAAUUGGUGGUGACUUACAUAGGUACGUCAUGCAGUAUUCAGCUUGCUAAUUUACUAGAGUAGGAGAAAAUAUCCACAAAGAAAAGCAUCUACCCAUGCGUGAUUGUGCGUAACCCAAGCAACAACAUACAAGAACACAUCGACACACGAGACACUGCGGUUAAUAGGUACUACGAAACAUCCCAAGGAGGAAGGCAAAUAAAACAAAAUGAACACACCCUAUCGUUUGCGUGAUGCAAUUUCUGUGAUCUGCAUUUUUUCGAGCGACCGGUCCGAGGUCAGAUUUAUACUAUAACAAGAAGUCACCCAACGUGGUACCAUAGUAACAAAAUAUAUUAAACAAUGGAAUCACAAUCGAGAGAGUAGCGAUCCACGGAAAUAUCUAACCUAAAAAACUGUCGCGAACGCUCUUGUGAGUGAGUAAAGCCUAGCUGAGUAUAUUCACCGAUCGAUGCUGUGUAGAGUUGUAGUAGCGGAUAAAACAAUGUUCUUGUGUACGAUACACCGUAAUGUUUUGUAGCAGUAUGUGUAGAAGUGGGAUGAAUACGUGAACGUUAGGAGUCAGGCGAAAUUGUAUGUUAAGAACAAAUUUGUACACUAUUUUAAAAGUUUUUACCAAUGUAACUGAACUCUCAUCAUCAUUCGCUCGAGCGCACACAUUGUCUUUGAUGAUAUUUUUGCGAUUUUUGAGUAUCCGUGAUACGGUAAGUUGCUCUUGAAGUGCCGGUUUGAGGAUUUGACGAUACUCAAGUGCCGGGGAAAAUCGGAUCAAAAGUUUCCAUAUUUGUAGGGUCAUUCUUCCGAAGGUCUUGAGACAAGUGCAAACAAACUGCCCAGAAAAAUGAUGAAUUUUUGAAAACUCAAUCGGCCCACCCCUGAGUCGAUUCCUAGUCCCACCAGGAGUACUUGCUCCAAAUUUGAAGUAAAUCGGACAAGUCUAGCUACCGGACCAACGUGCCUGAAGUUUGUAUGGGAUUUUUCAACAAUUUACAUGGAGAAAACUCACUAGUUCGUAUUUUCGCCACUAGGUGUAUGCAUCGUGUUAUCACUGUAAGUGAAAAUAAGAAAGAUAAUUUAAUUGUCUACAACUUUGUCGAAGACUGCUAGUAAAUUCGGCUUUGUUAAAAGAAGUUAUUAAACUUUUAACGAAGUGAUGUCUGAGUCAGUUUUGCAUGGGGCCUAGCAGUGCAUGGUUGUGUAUCAGUACUCGAGUCCCGCGAACUAUAAAUUUUUGUGAAAAAAUGGUUAGAUUUAGCUGAAUAGUAUGUUUACAAGAAUUGUAGUAAAUAAUUCGAGCUAUGUUUUGGUAAGAAAAUUUUUGUUUCACCUGUGAGGGCGCCAUAGAGGGCGCCACCACUAACUUUUAGUAGAAGAGAGAUAGAGUAUCAAGAUGUUCGGAUGAAAUACUGAAAAAUUCCUGCUCUAUAACUUUGUAGAAGACACCAAAUUUCUAUCUCUCUCCGUUGAAAAGUUAGUGUUGGCGCCCUCUAUGCGGUAACAGGAGGAACUAAAAUUUUCUAACCAAAGCAUGACUCAUAUUAUGUACUAUAAUUCUUGUAAACAUACCAUUGAGCUAAACCUAACGAUUAUUUCGCAAAAAAUGUUUAGUUCGUGUGAAUCGAGUACUGAUACACAACCAUGCACUGUUAGGCCCCAUGCAAAACUGACUCAGAUAUCACUUCGUUAAAAGUUUAAUAACUUCUUUUAACAAAGCCGGAUUGACUAGCAGUCUUCGACAAAGUUGUAGACAAUUAAAUUAUCUUUCUUAUUUUCAAUUACAGUGAUAAUACGAUGCAUACAGUGCCACCUAGCGGCGAAAAUGCGACCUGGUGGGUUUUCUCCAUGUAAAUUGUUGAAAAUUCCCAUACAAACUUCAGGCACGUUGGUCCGGUAGUUAGACUUGUCCGAUUUGCUUCAAAUUUGAUGCAAGUACUCCUGGUGGGACUGGGAAUCGACUCAGGGGUGGG